AGAGAAGAAGAGUCGUUCGUAUUUAAAACAUGGGCAUGAAUACUUUGACCUCAAUAAAGGGACUUUUUUGUGAUUGUCAAUUACAUUCAUAUUCUUCUUUUUCCAACCUUACGCAAUUGUGCAGACCCGAUUAAUCAGACGGUGGUUCCAUACAAUGAAAAAACUCGAGAUUGGAACCAAAAUUAUGUAUCCGAAAGUGAAAGCUGACAACGAAGCUUGUAAUUACAAGCAGAGGAGUUCUUGUCUGAACUCGAACUAUCUCCAAACUCGUGUCUCUGAGAAUAAUCAAGAAGAUGAUUUUCAAAUACAUGUAGCUAAGAUUCCUAAGAUUUACAUACCAAGUGUGCUCAUGUCUGAAAGUGAAUCCAAAGAAAUGAAUAAGCGUAUUAGAGGAGCUGACAUUGAAGUAAAACCAACAACCAAAGCCAGUCCGAUCUUACGCCCACGCGCUGUUGUUUCAAGUCCCGAUAAUGAUGCAAUGAUCGGCAACAUAAACAUGAUUGAAGAAAGGAAAGCUAAGAAGGGUUUGAAGAGUGAUGAUCAUAUCAGGAGCAGAGCUUCUCAGCCUAAGAAUAUUGAUACUAAUGUGAAGAUUUCUCAUCGUAUAGUCGCUAAGCAAUCAGGAGUCAAUUCAAGGGAUCACAAAUGAUCAACUUGUUUAUUGAUGAUGCCCGGCGAGACUGAACUAUAUACUAAUUCAUUCAAGUAGUAUAGUCGCUUUUAAGUUUUUUUUACCUUUCACCACGUUUUUGAAAAGUAGUACUGCUAUAUAUGAUGCACAUGUUAAAAAUAUAACUGAAAAUUAAAUAAAAAGUCAUCCAUCUAUUCAAAAUAUA
Messenger RNA from Arabidopsis lyrata subsp. lyrata, 836 nucleotides. RefSeq lists its product as uncharacterized. The transcript is spliced from 4 exons. Lineage: Eukaryota; Viridiplantae; Streptophyta; Magnoliopsida; Brassicales; Brassicaceae. Bases 155 to 649 code for a protein of 164 amino acids. The record is from RefSeq and is a predicted model, not a curated record.